AUCGGAAGGGUCUAUGAAACUGGUUCUAUAGCUGUAAACAAAUUGCUGCUGACUUGCAUUUCACAAAAAGGAAACUGUAGCCACAAACCUGCUUUAUUUCAGGCUGCAUGAAGCAGAAUGAUCACUAGAGGAAUGGGUCCAUACACGCUGCGUUGUCUACAAUGGCAUCAGUAAGGAGCCGUUUUAUCUGCACUGUGUGGGUGCAUCUGUGCUUUCUUUCAGCCAUGAAUACACAGAAUUGCAGUGAAUUCAAUCAGACGGAGACCAUCAGAGACCAUCAGAUCUAUCAGAUCUAUCAGAGAAUGUCAACCAACAUCAGCUGCAAUUACAGAAAAAACAGAAGUCAAUAUCUUAUAGCAUCUUUGAGAACAAAACAAAAACUGUGUGAAUACUUCAAUGUAAAUGGAUCCUGGACUAAACGAUUCUGUCACAAAAACAUCACAUUGAUAUGGAUUCCAGAAACAGAGGAAAUAUCAUUUCAUCUCAUACAUCUUCAGAUAAAUAAUUCAGGCAUUUACACAUGUACUGUGGAAGAACAGAUACCACCACCUACAAAGUGUUUGGGAAAGACGAGCAUAUACAUUCAUGUAAAAGCAACUCCAUCCGUAAAUGUAUCAUGUGUGAAAAGGCCUGACAGAGCUCCCACGGUACUUUGCAUUUCUCAGGGCUUUUAUCCUGAUGAUCUGAAGCAAGCCUGGCUCAGAGAUGGAGAAUAUAUCACUUACCUGAACACUUCACAUAAACCUCUAUACAAGGAAAACUUGAACUUCUCUGAAGUUAGCUGGAACUACAGCAAAAACACAGAUGGGUCUUACAGCCUCACAUCGUACCUUCACCUGUCUUCAAACAUAACAGUGGACUCCUGUUGGGUGAAUCACUCAACCCUGAGCCAACCCAUCAUUGUUAAUGUAUCCUCCACUGUGUGUACUGAAAGAGAAGAUAGAUUAAUUGAUGCGUUGUCAUCAGUCACAGGAAUCAGCUGUGGUGUGAUCGCUGGCAUUGGGCUGAUAACUGCAGGAUGUUAUCAAUGUUUCAGAAGAAGAACUUAUUUACUGUCUUCAGUAGAACCAUCUCCAUUGCCUGAGACGGUGUCCCAUUCUACACUGGGGCGACUGGAGAACCAUCAGCCUGGUCCACAGGUGCAUUCAACACCGGGGAACCGUCGGCUUGGUCCACGGGUGUAUUCAGUACUGAGGAAUCCUCAGCCUGAUCUACAGGUGUACUCAACACUGGGGAACCAUCAGCCUGUUCCAUGCAGGAACAACAGCAAUGACUCCACAUCUCCCUCUCUAUGAGGUGGAUCGGGAUUUAUAUGGAGGCUAGGAGAUCUGCACACAAAAUGUGUCAUGCAAAAAAACACAAGGAUGUUGCUCACAACAUCUGGAAACAGCAGAUUAUGAAAGGACAAAUUCCUUUUAAACUUUUUUGGAUUUAUUGGGGUGUGUGUGUGUGUGUGUGUGGCCGGCAAGGGCCUUUCUGUGUGGAGUUUGCAUGUUCUCCCCGUGUCUGCGUGGGUUUCCUCCGGGUGCUCCGGUUUCCCCCACAGUCCAAAGACAUGCAGGUUAAGCUAAUUGGUGGCUCUAAAUUGACCGUAAGUGUGAAUGUGAGUGUGAAUGGUUGUCUCUGUGUCAGCCCUGCAAUGACCUGGCAACUUGUUCAGGGUGUACCCCGCCUCUCGCCCAUAGUCAGCUGGGAUAGGCUCUAGCUUGUCUGCGACCCUGUAGAACAGGAUAAGUGGCUACAGAUAAUGGAUGGAUGGAUGGAUGGAUGAAUGGUGUGUGUGUGUGUUUAGAUCAUUAUUAAAUUAAUAAAAAAAACAAUGGAACGGUGAUUUUUUCAGGUGUGACACAAGUCAAUAAAAGGGUAUAGUGUGCUCACUGGUUAUUAGAGCACUUAGUCUUAACAUAGUGCCUAUUGUAUUUCUUUUGUCCCUUCUGUGGUAUAGUUUAGAUAAUCAUGAGCUCAUCCUAUGUUUGAAACAGCCUAUGUUUAAUUAUUAAAAAGUUAUUUACCAAAUUACCAGAGGAUCACUACCUCACAUGGCCUUUUUAAAAUCAGAGACAGACUGCGGCAGUGUGGUGCUGGAGUGGUUAGCACUGUUGCCUCACAGCGAGAAGGUUCCAUGUUUGAACCUUAUGGCCGACAGGGGCCUUUCUGUGUGGAGUUUUCAUGUUCUCUCCGUAUCUGUGUGGGUUUCCUCUGGAUUUCCUCCACAGUCCAAAGACAUGCAGUUAGGUCAACUGGCUACUGUAAAUUGCUCAUAGAUGUGAAUGGUUGGGUGGGAACUGCUCUACAUCCUUGACGUCCACCCUGGGUAGCUCUCCUGAGCUUACUAACAAAUCUGCAGUAAACAAACAACUACAGGUGACAUAUGAGAAGAAGAGAGGGCCAGACUCAUUCCUCUAACUACGGUUACUGAAUAAUUCAUAGUACAGUGUCUUGCAAAAGUAUUCAUCCCCCUUGAUGU
Messenger RNA from Neoarius graeffei (lesser salmon catfish), 2467 nucleotides. RefSeq lists its product as uncharacterized. The record is from RefSeq and is a predicted model, not a curated record. NCBI's taxonomy places the organism in Eukaryota, Metazoa, Chordata, Actinopteri, Siluriformes, Ariidae. The coding region runs from base 162 to 1295 and encodes 377 amino acids. The transcript has 7 exons.